Dreissena polymorpha is the source of this 2650-nucleotide messenger RNA. Its product is annotated as collagen alpha-1(I) chain-like. Lineage: Eukaryota; Metazoa; Mollusca; Bivalvia; Myida; Dreissenidae. The record is from RefSeq and is a predicted model, not a curated record. Bases 447 to 2378 code for a protein of 643 amino acids. The transcript has 9 exons.
UAUGAACGGGCAAGUAUUUUGAAUGCGACUUGUAAACGAACUGUUUUAUUCGAUUUGUUAAAUUGAUCUGUCAACAAUUUGUUUCAUUUAUGUAUAUAAGGCUGGAAUUAAAAUGCAUUCUACGCUAGUUGGAAAGCACUCGCUACAUCAACAUUGCCAACAAACUGCUGACCCAAACAGCCCUGAAUCAGCAUACGCACGCAUGAUGAUUAGCCCACUUUCCUCUUCUUUAGCUUUCUUUCCAAGUCUAGACCCCCCCUUCAUACCUACAUCAUCACAAACCCCACCCUAAAAUGGGUGGCUGAUGUACCGACUGCUGAAUGGCUGGAAGAGUUCGAGGUCUAAUUGAGCGCGACGCUCGGGAUUUCUGGCGUAUUUAAAAGCCUCCGCAAGCAGCCACGGGCAUCAGUCUCUUUUUGUGCACGCUACACACGGGCAGUGCCGCAAUGGUGACAGGGAAGUGUGUACUCCUGCUAGCGCUGGUCGGCUAUGCCGCCGCCAUGGCAACACCGAGUUGUGAGGAAACAUUACAGAGGCUGCAAUCUCAGGUAGAGGACAACCAGAAAUUGAGAGCCGAGAUUCUCGCGAAACUCGAGCACCUGGAGCGAGAACUGGACGAUACUGAGGAGGGUGUUGUGCGCAAGAAGAGAAGCUACUACCUAGCCGGACCCCCGGGACCCGCCGGUGAACCAGGUGAGCCCGGACAACCAGGCCGUGACGGACCACCUGGACCCCCAGGCGUUCAGGGCGAGCCAGGCGACAAAGGUGAUCUCGGACCUCGUGGACCCGUCGGACCCCAGGGUCUCCAAGGCGAGCAGGGACCCCCAGGACCAGUGGGACCACAAGGAGAACGCGGUGAAUUUGGCGCUCCCGGACUUCCAGGUGAUAAGGGCGACGAUGGACCCCAGGGACCACCCGGCGUGCCCGGUCUCGAUGGGCCUCAGGGACCAAAGGGCGACCAGGGACCGUUUGGACCCCCAGGGCUGCCAGGCGUCAAGGGAGAGCAGGGCGAGCCUGGACCCACUGGACCCCAGGGCGAGCAGGGAGCGCCAGGAGAGACCGGUCCCCAGGGAGCACCAGGCGUGCCAGGUCAGCGUGGCGCUCAGGGACACCCAGGCCCCAUGGGUAAAUAUGGCGCCCCAGGUGCUCCAGGCGAGAAGGGAGAGCGUGGAUUCCCGGGUCGCCCAGGUGCCCAGGGUGCUCCCGGAUACCCAUAUGUUGCCGCUGCUGUUGCCGCUCCUACUGCUAAGAAGGUGUUUUUACCGCUGGUUGCUUUGGCCCUUGGAAAGAUCACUGUUUUACGCGAGCAGAUCCGGGAUCUCCAGACGCUCGUGCAGGAGGAUCAUGCUUUCCUCGUGCAGAGCGUGCAGCGCGUGGCGCGUCUCGAGGAAAUCUUUGCCGAGAUGCAGAAAGAGCGCACCGAAAUUAGGGAGAAACGUCACGCGUUCAAGCAGCCGAUGAUGGCACCCAUGAUGGCCCCUAUGGGUAUGAAGAUGGCGCCGGCCCCUGUACUGAUGGGUGGCAAGAUGGCGCCUGCCCCUGUACUGAUGGGGGGCAAGAUGGCGCCGGCCCCUGUACUGAUGGGAGCCAAGAUGGUGGUGCGCACGAACGAGAUCCCAGUUGGGCCCCCUGGACCUAAAGGUCCGCCGGGCCAGCCGGGCAGAAAUGGACGGGAGGGACCACGUGGUAAUAGCGGCGACAAAGGUGUCAAGGGAAGCCAGGGUACGCAGGGGCCGCCGGGACCUUACGGAAACCCAGGCGUGGACGGCGCUCCGGGACCAUUGGGCGCACCGGGCUUGGAUGGAGAGAGAGGCUUCACUGGGUUCCCUGGAAUCCGAGGCGACUGGGGCACGGAAGGUCUUCAGGGAGUUCCGGGUGGUGACGGCCGCAGGGGACCUAAGGGCGUGUAUGGACACUUUGGAUUCAUAGGGGCGUUCGGUUAUCCAGGCCAAAAGGGAGAUCGUGGAGCUAAAGGAGACACGGGCUCAAGAGGAAUCAAAGGUGUGGAGGGCGCCGUGGGAUUUCGCGGCCAUCCGGGAGCAUACGGCCCGAAAGGUUACCAGGGCGAAGUUGGUGGCGCUGCCCCAGAUGGACCUCCGGGAUCUAAAGGAACGCGUGGCGACCAGGGCCCUACCGGAGAAAAUGGACCAAGAGGAUUUCCUGGACCAGCAUACCCGGCCUAUUACGCCGGCGCGCUUGGCGGGUACCCCAAGAAUGCCGCGGCCCCAACAUACGUAUACGCUCCGCCUGUGGGGUCUAAAUUAGGAGUAUUAGAAGCUCCAUCUAAAUACGGACCGGUGUUUGCCGCCGCUCCCGUAUCGUCAGCGUACCAGGUCCAGGCCGCCUUACUGCGAGACGCCCGGGAAAGAAAAGGAUAGAUAACGUACUUCCGGUAAACAGCGAAAACGAGUUAAAACAUCCACACUUUUUUGCGGUCAUGAUUUUUUCUGAGUAAGACCUCGUUAAGUUUUUAAAAUAUAUGAUUUCUAUAUAAGUGGUCGUAUUAAAUAAAAUAAUUAUGUGUCAUUCAACCUUCGUAUAUAGCAUGUUUAUUGAAGAUAUCCAAUAAUGUUAUAUUUUUACUAAUCAAUAUACCAUGUCCUUACAUAAAAUGUUAAUGAAAUAAGCCAAUAAAAAACAAAGCAGUUAA